Colletotrichum navitas is the source of this 864-nucleotide messenger RNA. RefSeq lists its product as uncharacterized. NCBI's taxonomy places the organism in Eukaryota, Fungi, Ascomycota, Sordariomycetes, Glomerellales, Glomerellaceae. The transcript is spliced from 2 exons. The record is from RefSeq and is a predicted model, not a curated record. Bases 198 to 722 code for a protein of 174 amino acids.
CCCCACGCCCGCGCCAUGCCAUACAGCUCAGCUCCCCUUUCGGAUCUUGGUUCGACGCCGGCAAAUCAGCAUGAAAGCGACUUUUUAUUUUGUUUUUUAUUAACAUAAUCUUUUACAUCCUUUUGCCCUAUUUCUUUGAUACUCCACCAAGCCAAGCCAAGCCAAGCCAAUACUCGUCCACCGACAACGAUGAAAGCAUGGCCAAAUACCGCCUGGGAUGCACCUACCAAUUGUCCCUCGGAGUAUCGGCUCGUGCCAUUUUCUUCACCGACCUGCGCGAACCCACCGGCGAUGCCCUUCGCCGUCGCCCACCCCCUAUCACCGAGCUCUGGCCGAGAAGUGUCCUGUGCGAAUCUGGGCUUGAGAUGCCGGGCGGUUGGCUUCAUGUGAAAGUUGCUCGACAGUCGACAGGUGGUACUAUUGGAACUUUGCGGUUGAACUUUUACCAUGCAUUCGUUCCCUUUGUGACAUGUCCAACAGGCCAAGUCAGGCGUGGCUCUGCUCCCGGCUUUCAUGACCACCUAAGACAUCCGUACUUCUCUGCUUCCAGGAUCGCCUCGGGCCUCUUGCACAACUCCCUGCCCGGUGCGUCUUGGGUCACAAAGAGGCUUGAUGGCCGAUGGGGAUACCGCCCUCUCCAAGCACCAUUCCGGCGGAUCACCUCUGCCUCGUGUGGUGAUGCCACGAGGCAGCCAUGCUGUGAGCGCGCCAGGUGUGCUUAGGUGCGCCGUCAACACUAUUGAGUCUUGUGAAGAGGUCAGCUCGCGGCUAAUCCCGCCACUAGUUAGCCUCCUGGCUCAGAUGCCGGCCAAUGCUAGAUCUAUAGGCACCUCUCCAGGGCGAUGGGCGUGGGCACGGCGUGAC